GCAGGCUGACUGCUCCACUCUCAUCCAUUAGUGACAUUGUGGGCAACAACUACAGAAGAAGAAGGAGGAUUAAAGACUUUUAAGAAUAACAAAGAGAAUAGCAACCAACUUAAAGACAAAGUUACAUAAGGAAGAAGAAGAAAAAAGAAAGUUAAUCAACUUGAAGGAAUCUUGACAGGAGGCUGAAGAGACUUAACUUAACCAGAGAUUCACUUGCAUUCAUUCUCUCUGUGACUGAGAGAGCCGGGAACACUGAUCUGCUUCCACCCAGAGCGAAGGCGCUGGAAGGCACCAUGGCCGACAACCUGAACGAGGAGUCAGACUAUGUCCCUGGGAAAGAUGAGCUGAAAUGGGGCUACGAGGAAGGUGUAGAAUGGGGACUCCAUUUCCCAGCAGCCAACGGCGAGUACCAGUCUCCGAUUAAUCUCAACUCCAGGGAAGCGCAGUAUGACCCCUCCCUCCUGGACGCCGGCUUAUCACCAAACUAUGUGGUGUGUCGAGACUGUGAGGUCAUCAACGACGGGCACACUGUCCGCAUCCUUCUCAAGUCCAAGUCAGUGGUUACUGGGGGUCCAUUGCCUAGUGAUCAUGAGUACGAGCUUCACGAGGUUCGAUUCCACUGGGGCAAAGAGAACCAGAGAGGAUCAGAGCACACCGUCAACUUCAAGGCUUUCCCGAUGGAGCUCCAUCUGAUUCACUGGAACAGCACUCUCUUUAACUCUCUAGAAGAUGCUUUAGGGAAGAAGAACGGAGUCCUCAUUAUAGCACUUUUUGUCCAGAUUGGCAAAGAGCACCUGGGUCUGAAGGCCAUCACUGAGGUCCUACAAGACCUGCAGUACAAGGGGAAGAACAAGAUAAUCCCAUGUUUCAACCCCAACACGCUCCUACCUGACCCGCUGCUGAGAGACUACUGGGUGUAUGAAGGAUCUCUGACCACACCGCCUUGCAGUGAAAAAGUGACCUGGAUACUUUUCCGCUAUCCCCUCACCAUCUCACAGCUACAGAUCGAGGAGUUUCGGAGGUUACGGUCGCACAUCAAGGGGGCGGAGCUGCUCGAAGGAAACGACGGGAUGCUGGGGGACAACUUCCGCCCCACCCAGCCACUCAGUGACAGGGUCGUCCGCGCCGCCUUCCAGUGACUUUCACUCUCCUGUGCCGUCUCAGUGAAACUCUGGGACCUACACAUAAAACCAUGGAAGGAGAAGAAAACAGAGGAGUGGAAACAGGAAGAAAGAAAGGAAAUUAAUGUGAUAACAGAUCCAAGACAAACUAGAAGAGAAUGAAAAAGCUUUUAGUGCCGCCACCUUCACUCCAGGCUUUGUGUGUGUGUGUGUGUGUGUGUGUGUGUGUGGGGGGUGUGCGUGUGUGUGUGUGUGUGUGUGUGUGUGUGUUUCAGUACAUGUGAGUGCAGCCAUCUUUUUCUGGAUUGUUUCUCACUCCUCCCUGUAUUUUUGCCGUUCACAUUGACUGUUCAUGUGUGUAUUUGUUGCACGUUUGGUUUGGGGCGUCAUUGUGUCUGCGUCCUGAGUGUGUGUUGUGACUAAAUGAUGAAGAAUCGACCGCAGACGAACAAGAAGCCUGAAAAACACACACCGGGACACAGUUUCACUCACCCGUCAUGUUCUUCAUAUUUUAAUACUCCACUUAAAAUAAUCCUAUUAUCAUUCUUAUGAGAUCAAUAUUAAUAAACUUAAAUCUUAAAAAAAAUAAUUUAUUUUAUACAGAAGCUGUGAAUGAUAAACUGGGAAUAAAUGGCUUCUGAAGUUCUAUGUUCCAGCUCACUUUCCGUCUUCUGGCAGUGAAUUCAACACCACUUUCACCUUUUAAAAGACAAGUGAAAUAAAAAUGAUUUCACUUGUCAUAGGUAAGACAAUAGGUAAGAUGUAUAGUGUGUUAAGGUACAAUACAUCAAAUGGAGUUGGUACGAUUUAUAGUAACGACGACUGUGACUGGAAAGCAACAAUACACUACAGCUUACUAAAAAAAAAAAGUCUGUACAUGAACUAACAAAAAGAGCGUCUUACAUGCCAUUCACAGAGCAAACGCAUCUGAUGACAAGCAGGUGAAAACUGGCCAAUCACGUUAAAUUGACGUGGGAAACGUGUUUUUCUUGAGCAUUAGAAAACAGCUGUUUUCUUUUGACAGGUGCUGAUAUCAAGACACUGUAAGAACUACAGGACUCAUGUUUGGGGAAGGGUUCUUAAAUCAAUAGUUUGGAUGUUUGUAACCCUUUAAGUCCUAAACAUAGCGGCGACCAUCCAGCCAAAUUUAUAGCACCCUAAUUCCGCCACACUGUCUGAAAAAAACCCAACGGUUUUUGAAAUGGGAGAUGUUGUUCUUCCCAGCCAUUACGGUAAUUUUACCCCCGUCCUCAGCAGGGAGACUAAUCUGAGGGGCAAUCUUUUAAUAGGCCGUAAAUUGCGAAAAUCACUCGCUAGAUAUUGAAAGUUCCAGUUGUUGUGGAUAAAUGGGCUAAUGUAUUUACUCACAAGACGUUUAAAAAAACUGCAUACAAUUUAAAUAAACAAAAAAUAUGCAGGCGGUGGUUUGAAAUUUAGGACAUAAAGGGUUGCAGUUUGUAAAAACAAACAAAAAAACGAAUGAAUUAUUUCUGUCUUUCACUGUUUAACUUGAAACAAAGUGUUAAAAUCAAGUCAGAUUGUGCAAUUAUUGUAUGGAGCCUAUAUGAAUGCGUACUGCACAAAGUUUUGGUUUAUUGUCAGAAUAAAAAAUGAAACUUGUGUGCAUUCUUGA
This is a messenger RNA of Poeciliopsis prolifica (blackstripe livebearer), 2754 nucleotides long. RefSeq names its product carbonic anhydrase VIII (gene ca8). The coding region runs from base 294 to 1139 and encodes 281 amino acids. The transcript has 9 exons. NCBI's taxonomy places the organism in Eukaryota, Metazoa, Chordata, Actinopteri, Cyprinodontiformes, Poeciliidae. Gene Ontology annotation, molecular function: carbonate dehydratase activity; zinc ion binding. The record is from RefSeq and is a predicted model, not a curated record.